AUGGACAUCGACGAAGAAGCAGCUAUGAACGCUGGGCCAUCUACGACCCCCACGACUGCGGGGGACAAGUCUGCUGCUGGUUUGAGCAAGAAAGCUCAGAAACGGGCUGCUAAACAGGCCAAGAUGGAGACCUUAAAGCCACUCAAAAGAGCAGCCGAGAAAGAACGCAGACGUGUACGCAAUGCCGAGCUACACGAAGGAUAUGCCGCUGGGACCUUGAGCGAGGCGGACAAGGCCAUCGUGGAGAGAAGGAGACAGAUUGAGAGGGAGAGGAAGGAGGCGAAGAAGAGAUUGGAUAAAGGGGAGCAGGGAGAUGAUUGGAAGGGCGGCGUUGUCGUGGACUUGGGCUUUGACGAGUUGAUGGCGGACCAGGAAAUCGCUUCAACAGCGCAACAAUUAGGCUACCUCUACUCUGCCAACCGUACAGCUCAACAUCCUUUCCGGACCGUCAUCCACACAACUUUCUCCCCGACUGCAUCCCCCAGGUUAUGGGCACGGAUGGGCAGUUCCAAUUGGGACAAGUGGACUCGGUGCCACUGGUGGAAUGAAGGCCUGGACGUACUGCAGGGACAACUCCAAGGUUCUGAAGCGCAAGAAGGCCAGACACAAGAAACAAGUCUUGGAGCUGGCGGGGAAGCCGAGGGAAACACUAUGUUGGAGAAGACCAUGUUGAGCCGGCUGACAGGUCCAAACCUGCCGCCCGACUUGAUCCCCGGCAAGCACACCCUUGUCUACCUCUCAGCCGACGCCGAAGAAGAAAUCACAACACUGUCAGAGGAUGAGGUGUACAUCAUCGGGGGCAUUGUCGACAGGAACCGGUACAAGAAUUUGUGCCAAGACAAAGCAGAGAAACUUGGGAUCCGUACCGCAAGGCUGCCUAUCGGGUCCUACAUUGCCAACCUCCCCACUCGCAAAGUGUUGACCGUCAACCAAGUCUUUGACAUCCUUGUGCAGUAUCUCAAGUUCAAAGAUUGGGCGGUUGCAUUUGAGGCUGUUAUUCCCACCCGAAAAUAUGCUGCUACUGGAGGAAGGACAAAGAGGAGGAGGGCUAGGUUGUCAAAGCAUGCGGGAGAGGAAGGAGGGGAUGCGGAAGGCGGAGAGGACGACGAGGAAGGGAGCGAGACUGACGAGGAACCGGAUGGGGAGGCUGCAGACGAGAGCUAG
This is a messenger RNA of Cryptococcus wingfieldii CBS 7118, 1164 nucleotides long. RefSeq names its product tRNA (guanine-N(1)-)-methyltransferase. Gene Ontology annotation, molecular function: tRNA binding. Lineage: Eukaryota; Fungi; Basidiomycota; Tremellomycetes; Tremellales; Cryptococcaceae. The record is from RefSeq and is a predicted model, not a curated record. The transcript has 5 exons. The coding region runs from base 1 to 1164 and encodes 387 amino acids. Gene Ontology annotation, cellular component: nucleus. Gene Ontology annotation, biological process: tRNA N1-guanine methylation.